UCGCUAGACAAGGACUCCCUGGAUGUCCUUCAAGACCAGGUUUACAGUGUAACUUCGUUCAAGUGACCGACGCGGGUGUUUCCCUCCCUCCAUGUGAUAAAUUGGCUAUUUGUAAUUAUGAUUCAGAAAAUAACAUGGCUUUAUGUAACCACGUUGAUUAUCAGUGCGCUCUUGGCGAAUUCACGCAUCUUAAAUCAUUUUGUACAAUUCCUAACGAUGGAACUCGAU
Molecule: messenger RNA, 228 nt
Organism: Racocetra persica
Lineage: Eukaryota; Fungi; Glomeromycota; Glomeromycetes; Diversisporales; Gigasporaceae
Source: the annotation of a GenBank genome assembly